Scomber scombrus (Atlantic mackerel) is the source of this 1842-nucleotide messenger RNA. Its product is annotated as cannabinoid receptor type 1B-like. Gene Ontology annotation, cellular component: membrane. Gene Ontology annotation, molecular function: cannabinoid receptor activity. Lineage: Eukaryota; Metazoa; Chordata; Actinopteri; Scombriformes; Scombridae. The record is from RefSeq and is a predicted model, not a curated record. Gene Ontology annotation, biological process: G protein-coupled receptor signaling pathway. The coding region runs from base 1 to 1425 and encodes 474 amino acids. The transcript has a single exon.
AUGAGGUUGCACAGUAUAGCAGGCACCACAAUGAGUUUGCUAACAACAGGUGUGCAGUAUCUUGGCUCCAACGAUGCCAGCUAUGAUGACCUUUCCGCUGACUCAAGCCUGAUCAAGAACGGGUUCCACUUUGAGAAAUCUUACUCUUCCUCUGUCAGUAACUCCUUUCCUGGACUCAUCCCUGAAAACAAAGAGUUAAUUUAUGGUGGUCUUGCUCCUGUUUUCCCCACCAACAUAUCAGACUUUCUGCUGGGUAAUGGGACCUCUGUGGAGAGUGGAGGGGCAGCACAGUGUGGGGAGGACCUUGUGGACAACAUGGAGUGUUUUAUGAUUCUGACUCCUGGUCAGCAGCUUGCAGUUGCCAUUUUGGCACUCACUCUGGGGACAUUCACAGUGCUGGAGAACCUCAUGGUGUUGUGUGUGAUCCUGCACUCACAGACACUUCGAUCUCGGCCUUCCUACCACUUCAUAGGCAGCCUGGCUGUGGCUGAUCUGAUAGGCAGCAUCAUUUUUGUCUACAGCUUCCUGGACUUCCAUGUGCUUCACAGGAAGGACAGCCCCAAUAUUUUCCUCUUCAAGCUGGCUGGGGUCAUCGCCUCCUUCACUGCCUCUGUAGGCAGUCUGUUCCUCACUGCAAUCGAUCGCUACAUCUCCAUCCACAGGCCUAUGGCAUACAAACGCAUUGUCACAAAGACCAAAGCAGUCAUCGCCUUCAGUGUGAUGUGGACCAUUUCCAUUGUCAUCUCAUUGCUUCCGCUGCUUGGCUGGAACUGCAAACGUCUCAACUCCGUCUGCUCGGACAUUUUCCCUCUAAUCGACCAAAAGUACCUGAUGUUCUGGAUCGGGAUGACAAGCAUCUUGGUCCUGUUCAUCAUCUACGCUUACAUAUUCAUUCUCUGGAAAUCCCACCACCAUGCUGUCCGCAUGCUGAGCCGCAGCUCCCAGAGAAGUGUGAUCGUCUACACAGCAGAGGGGACUAAAGUUCAGACAAUGAGGCCCGAGCAGGCCCGGAUGGACCUGCGUCUGGCCAAGACUCUGGUUCUGAUCCUGGUGGCCCUCAUCAUCUGCUGGGGCCCGCUUCUAGCCAUCAUGGUUUACGACCUCUUUGGGAAGGUGAACGACUUCAUCAAGACUGUGUUCGCCUUUUGCAGCAUGCUUUGCCUGCUCAACUCCACCGUGAACCCUGUGAUCUACGCCAUGAGGAGCAAGGACCUGCGCAGGGCCUUCCUCAACAUCUGCAAUGUGUGCCGGGGAACAACGCAUACGCUGGACAACAGCGGUGAGAGUGACUGGAACAGCAGGAGUGUGAGAGGCACAACGGGCGGGGCAGGGAAAGACGGAGCCAGCUGUGGAGCGAUGAGAGUAAAAGUAGCCCAGGUUACAGUUUCUGGAGUGACUGAGACUUCUACUGCAGACCAAGUCUAAAACAUAGGCUGACCUGUUCUAGUACAACUGUGAAGUUAAUAUUUUGUAGAAUAGCCCUGACCCUACUAGUACACUACUCUGUGACUGUGAAAUGUGCCAAAAAAAUGAGAUUGAUAUAGACUGGACAAACAAGUUUUGUUACUUUACAGCUGAAAUCUUUAAUACUGUGUUUUACCCCUCUGUACAAUGGAGUGUGAUGAUACUGUAAAAACUGUGCAUUUUAUGGAUUUACUCUGGUUUGUCAGGUUGCAUAUGUCUGAUUAAUGGUGCCAAUUUUGGCAGAUUUCUUAACAGAUAUUAUAGUAUACAUUGUCAUCUUUGCUGUAGUUUGAAUAAGCUAAAAGUUACAGAUUUCAGCUUUAAUGUGGGAAAAAUGGUGUCAUUCUCAGUUCUCUCUGUUUUUUUCACAUUACAUCA